AUGUCCGCCGCCACCGUCCGCCCUAUCCGCCGCCGCGUGUCCCAGCGCCUCCCGCAUCGCGUCGCCUCCCGCGGCCCGCCGGGGCCCAGGCAGGGCCCGCCCGGCCCGAUCCGGCCGCGCAGCCGCCCCUCGUCCUCCCGCUCGCCCGUGCCCCGAGGCGCCCCGCACCACCGUGCCUCGCCGCCGACCCCACCGCCUCGUCGGGGCUGCCCCGCGCACCUCGCCGCCGGUCGCCGCCGACCCCGCCUCGCCGGAGCCCGCGCCGGCCAGAUCUGGUCAAGUGGGACCAGUUCCACCCCGUUCCCCAUCCAAACGAUGCACCCGUCCCGUACAUCUCCAUCCCGGAAGCCCGAGAUCCAGUUUUCCCGCGAGGUCUAA
Messenger RNA from Aegilops tauschii subsp. strangulata, 378 nucleotides. The record is from RefSeq and is a predicted model, not a curated record. NCBI's taxonomy places the organism in Eukaryota, Viridiplantae, Streptophyta, Magnoliopsida, Poales, Poaceae.